AUGGAGGCAGCGGCAGGGGCGUCGACGGUGGUUGCCAGCAACGGUCCGCUCGAUGAGACAUUUCUCUGCGCCAAUUUGGAGUACUUGGCGUCACUGCACCCACCCGCCAUCACUCCGGUGCUGCCGCUGCUGCACGGCGGGGCGGGGCCGCUCCCGCACGACUUUACGCCGACAUCGCCCAUCGUCUUGCAGGUGAACGCAGUGGAGGAUGUGUCGCUCCCACUGGCACAGCGCCUGCGUGCGCUGGUGCCGGCAGAAGGAGCAGAACAGGAAGAGAAGCCACAACAGGGGACGGAGCAGCAGACAAGUGUAGAGGAAACACUGCGCGCCAUGGAGAGUGAUGAGCCUGCGUCACAGCGGCGCGGACGUCGGCAGCGGUUGCUUCGUCUGACACUCACCGACGGCUUCACACGCGUCAUCGCGGUCGAGGACUGCCAGAACGGCUGCGAUGCGCUGCGUAACGGCGUUGCCUUGGGGGCUAAAUUGCGAAUUGCCGCACCUCUGCGGAUACGUCAAGGCGCGCUGCUCCUCACCACGGAGAGCACGGUGCAUUUGGGGGGAUUUGUGCCGGAACUGCAGGAGUUCUGGAUGAAGCACGCGGCGGCGAUGCUUGAGCAAAUGUCUGGAAUGCCGCGAAGGCGUGAGGUGACAGGUGUGCCACCUAACACCGUCGCUCCUCCCCCGAAUGAGUCGGUGCACGAUCAGGCUGCUAUGGCUAUUCAUGAACCUCAUAACCACCACCAGCAGCAGCAGGUGCAGGUGCAGCUGCAGUCUGCCGUUUCGGGGUCUUUGCAUAGUAACGGAGCUGUAGUCGGUUCAAUUCCGGUGUUGCAGUUACAGCCGCUCUCCGCGUGGCCGUCGCAUCACCCGCCCAAUGCUCCCUUCGCCACGCUGGCAAUCAUCAGCGAAGUCACAUCUGAAUUGACGAUGCGCGAGGACGCCGUGCAUUGCGGUGGCGGCUCGCUGCUGUUCUCACUNCUCGUCCUACUGACACCACCGCCGCCACCAGGAGCAGAAGCAGAGGCAAUCGGAAGCAGCACCAGUAUUGGGGACGAUGGCGGGCUGGUGGUGGACCUGGGUCACCGUUUUCUGCGGCAAGUGCUCCGCAUGGACCCCGACGCGUUCCGCGCACUCUCCGCCUCGCGCCUCCCCGACGACGUGGCGCGCCUCGACGCGUUGGUGGAGAGCAUUGGCCGGGAGCUAGAGAACUUCGGUGUGGCGCGCUUCGUGCUGCAGCAGCGUGAGGCGGACGGCAUCAUUGAAGUUGUGGAAGCGACGCGGCAGCAGUCCGUAUGA
Trypanosoma grayi is the source of this 1296-nucleotide messenger RNA. Its product is annotated as apurinic/apyrimidinic endonuclease. Gene Ontology annotation, biological process: double-strand break repair via homologous recombination; resolution of meiotic recombination intermediates. The transcript has a single exon. Gene Ontology annotation, cellular component: nuclear body; RecQ family helicase-topoisomerase III complex. Bases 1 to 1296 code for a protein of 431 amino acids. The record is from RefSeq and is a predicted model, not a curated record. Lineage: Eukaryota; Euglenozoa; Kinetoplastea; Trypanosomatida; Trypanosomatidae.